AUGCAUGCCUCUCCUCCAUGCCCUGGGUGGCCAAAAGGCCGACAAGAUGUUGCUAUUCUCAACAUCGAUAGCGCGUAUGAUUGGCCUAAGUCAGGGUUAACAGGUCAUGCUGUCUGUGAAUUGCAGCUCAUCAUGCGCCCAAUACCUCGACGGGGCUCACCUAUCACAUGGCGUGAUCAAUAUCUUUGUUAUGUGUGCAGCUUUAAGAUUGGUGUGAUUGAUUCUGUCACCGAGAUGCACACAUUGGCAUGGGCAAAACAUGCCAAUGGUACUCUAGUGGGAGAUAUCGUUCCUCUGAUGCAACUUCGAGCAUUCAUCAACAUCAUCCCAAAACUGGGUGCUGCAGCGGAUCCUCGGUUGACUAAGUCUACUUCUGCGCAUUAUCAUUCUUCAUUUUACUUGAAUAAGUACUUUGAUAAGCAAAUUUAUGAUACCCUGUACUAUGCGUCGCAAGGAUAG
Messenger RNA from Suillus discolor, 459 nucleotides. RefSeq lists its product as uncharacterized. The record is from RefSeq and is a predicted model, not a curated record. The transcript is spliced from 2 exons. The coding region runs from base 1 to 459 and encodes 152 amino acids. NCBI's taxonomy places the organism in Eukaryota, Fungi, Basidiomycota, Agaricomycetes, Boletales, Suillaceae.